Molecule: messenger RNA, 2355 nt
Organism: Xylaria bambusicola
Lineage: Eukaryota; Fungi; Ascomycota; Sordariomycetes; Xylariales; Xylariaceae
Product: cytochrome P450
Exons: 6
Coding region: 364-1836 (490 amino acids)
Molecular function (GO): oxidoreductase activity, acting on paired donors, with incorporation or reduction of molecular oxygen; monooxygenase activity; heme binding
Source: RefSeq, a predicted model, not a curated record
UACGUAUGUCCCCAUUCUUGACUACACUUUAACCUUAGUGUGUUGGAGACAAGUGACGUCGUGGGUCGUGUCGUGUCGUGUCAACCCAGUCCCCGCCUAGAUACACUACCCCUGUAUAUGUAGGUAGGCACUACUAACAGCAGAACCCUAUCCUAUAGCUAUAAUGUCUCGAACGGGAUGCAUAAGAAGCAACACGCUAUAUAUACUCUACUUCCAUCUUCCAAGUUUAUCUAGGUGCUUUUCUAUUUCCUUGUGAAUCAAGAGCACUAGCUCGAGGCCGCAACGACUUAUCCGUUCGACCUACUACUGGCUACUGGCACCUUUCUCUCUGACAAAAAGAAGAAGAAGGAGAGGACUUGCAAUAUGAAUAUCGUGGUUGACUUUGCCCAAAAGGGGCUUGUUCUUUGGCUUGUAUACGCCAUCGGACGCAUGGUGUACAAUGUGUUUUUUCACCCGCUUCGGAAAUUCCCCGGCCCCCUUUCUCAUCGCUUAUCUGUCAUUCCCCGGACGAUAUACAUGGUGAAUGGCCGUUUGCCUUUCCAUAUGGACAAGCUACACAAAAAGUACGGCCCGAUCGUUCGCAUUGGACCCAAUGAGCUCGCCUUUUCCAGUCCUCAAGCCUGGCGGGAUAUUUAUGGGCAUAAGAAGGCUGGCGAAACUGAGUUCCCGAAAUUCGAAGGCACUUAUCACCUCUUUCCUCACUUACCAAGAUCACUCAUCAAUGCGACUCGCGGAGAGCACGGCGCGCUGAGACGGCAGCUUUCCCACGGUUUCAGCGAUCGAUCCAUGCGUGAACAGGAACCUAUAAUCGGCUCCUAUGUCGAUCUGCUCAUGCAGCGUUUGAAGGAAGUCACCAAGGAAAACAAAGUUCAGAAUUUACGGGAGUGGUACAACUAUGCGACCUUCGAUAUAAUUGGCGAUCUUAGUCUCGGCUCAGAAGGCGGCUUUGGUUGUCUACAGCAAUCCGAGUACCAUCCUUGGGUAAGCCUGAUCACGCAGGUAGUUCGGCAAGGUGGUAUAAUUCAAGGGCUAUAUCAUUUAGGCGUAGCAUGGCCGAUUGUGUGGGCCAGCAAGCUGGGCCUGCUCGCCGACUCGAAGCACCGCUCAAUCGUGUGGGAGAAAGUCGGCCAGCGCAUGAAGGGCGGCGAACGACCCGACUUCUUGGAAGGCCUCAUUCGUAAAAAGGACGAGCUUAAACUGGACCAGGCAGGCAUGUCCAUGAACGCCUCGCUAUUGAUCCUCGCCGGCUCGGAAACCACGGCGACAUUAUUAUCUGGGGCCACGUACUUGCUCACAACCAACCCUAACGUGCUAAAGAAGUUGGAACAAGAAGUUCGAUCUACGUUCAAGAGUGACGACGAAAUCACGUUACUCAGCGUUAGCAACCUGCCUUAUAUGUUGGCCUGCUUAAACGAGUCGCUCCGUCGAUACCCACCGGUUGCGGGUGGCUUACCACGACGCGCACCGAAAGGUGGCGCGGUGAUCGGAGGCAAAUUUAUACCCCAAGAUACUAUCGUAUCUAUUUUCCAGUGGGCAGUAAAUCAUGAUGAGCACUACUGGACCGCACCUCAAGAGUUUUCGCCUGAACGAUGGAUGGAGGACCCCAAAUUCAAGGACGAUCAGCUCGAUGCUAUGCAGUCAUUCAGCGUUGGACCACGGAACUGCAUCGGCCGAAAUCUUGCUUAUGCUGAGAUGCGACUGAUCCUCGCCAAAAUUAUCUACAACUUCGAUAUGAGUCUAGCUGACGACAGCCGUCACUGGCUACGCGGCCAAAGAGCCUAUACAAUCUGGGACAAACCUCCUCUAAAUGUUGUUCUUACGCCCGUGGUACGAUAAAGAAACCGAGUAUAAGCAUGCCAAGCUGACUCAAUUUUCAUCUGCCGAACCUGCAACGGUCAGCUAUGGGCACGAAGGUCGACUGAUGCCAUUUGAACGCAAAAUUUCUGACUGAGCAAACUCAAUGCCUCAAGGCCUCCAUCAAUUUUCCGCUAUGUUAAAAUGGAUAAUGAAUUAAACAACUCGAAACCGACCUAAUCUCUCGCAAGGAUAUCUUCAUAUUGUAAUAGUUACAAACAGCUCACCUUUUAUACAAAUUCUUGUAUAUUGCACAAUAACACUGGCAAUUCUACUCUUGUCCCACUAGGUUACCAAGAGCUCAGCUUUGAUGUUCAUACUGGAGUUGUAAUUCAACCUCUGUUAUCUCACUCUUCACGGGCCCUCUUCAAUGUUGCUCAUCAAUUUAAACUCAAGAUUGUUCCCUCGAUUGAUGAACUUGAUCAAUGUGAGGAAAACUGAUAUGUUAGAUGACUAGUAUGUUUUGAAGUGAAUGAGAGUAUAUGUCGGUCUAAAGCAUCC